AUGAUGAAAAUUCGAUAUUGUUUAAAUCCAAUUUCUCGUUUUCAAUCGACAUCAUCAGCAGUAUCUCGUAGUCGUUUGACAAAUGAUGAAAUUCGUCAACAUCGUCUUCGAAUAUAUAAUAAUGAACGUCAAACACAAAUGGAACGUAUUCGUCGUGUAGAAAAAAUUGAAAUUGAUGUUGAAGAUCCAAUUCAAUCAACAAAAUUAUUAAUGAAUAAAAAUUUAUCAACACCAUAUCAUUGUGCUAAACAUUUAUCAUCAGUUUUAGUUGAUCGAUCUUGUUUAGCUUUAAUUGAUGAUGAAAUUGUUUGGGAUAUGAAUCGUCCAUUAGAACGGGAUUGUAAAUUAAAAUUUCUUCAUUUUCUUGAAGAAAAAUGUGAAGAACAAAAUCGUGCUUAUUGGAGAACAUGUUCAUUUAUUAUUGGAUAUAUUCUUGAAACGGCAUUUAAAUCAAAUUAUAAUGUUGAACUUUGUUCAUUUCCUCCACCACAAUUUCAAUAUGGAUCAUUUGCUUAUGAUGCUCAACUUAAUAUUGGAGAUUGGAAACCAACACGUGAUGAUCUUCGUUGUUUAUCAAUUCAAGCAUACAAAUUACGUGAUAAUGAUCUUCGUUUUGAACGUUUAGAUAUAACACAAUCAGUAGCAGAAGAAAUGUUUAAAUAUGAUCGAUUUAAAUUAGCUCAAAUCCCUUAUAUGUUACGUUUAUUAUCACCAUCAGAUAAUCAAACACGUUUAUCUGUUUAUCGUAUGGGUGAUUAUCAUGUUGAUAUAACACGUGGACCAUUAAUAUCAUCAACAAAACAAAUUGGAAGAUUUGAAUUUAGUGCAAUUCAUAAUAUUGAUGUUCCAUCAUAUAAUGAAACAAUGCAACGUAUUCAAGCACUUUCAAUUCCUAAUCAACUUCAUUUACAUUAUUGGACAUUUGAUUAUUUAUUAGAAAGAGCAAAAAAGAAAAAUAAUGCUUCAAUACCAACAUUAGCAAAACCUAAAACAUCAGAUAAUAAAACAGACAAAAUAGAAUAA
Adineta steineri is the source of this 1023-nucleotide messenger RNA. The record is from the annotation of a GenBank genome assembly. NCBI's taxonomy places the organism in Eukaryota, Metazoa, Rotifera, Eurotatoria, Adinetida, Adinetidae.